Diaporthe batatas is the source of this 4114-nucleotide messenger RNA. RefSeq lists its product as uncharacterized. Gene Ontology annotation, cellular component: cytoplasm. The record is from RefSeq and is a predicted model, not a curated record. Bases 405 to 3464 code for a protein of 1019 amino acids. The transcript has 5 exons. Gene Ontology annotation, molecular function: metal ion binding; glycerophospholipase activity. Lineage: Eukaryota; Fungi; Ascomycota; Sordariomycetes; Diaporthales; Diaporthaceae.
AAACGGCCAACAAGCAGCCACACCCUCUGACCCUUUAAUCCAACUCGCUGUCACAUGCACGCAUCAUCUGCCCGCGACACCACGUCAAGCUCAUUUAUGCUGCCUUCCCAGUUUGUUCCCGUCUCUUGUCGUCCUCGGCCAAACUACCGCCGACCUCUUUCUUGAAGACGUUGCGAGCAAGUCCCCCUCCACUCACGACUCAGCCGCCCUCUCGGGCUCCGCGAAUCGCGACCUCAACCCACACCGAUCGUCUACGGCCGUGCUUCGUGCCCUCUCAUCCCAAGUUGGCGCCGCAGGGUUCUGCAGUGCACAGCGCCUGGAGGAGGGCGGCAGCGAGCCACGCCAGGCGCCACUCUGUCAGGACCUGGUCUUCCUCACAAGCCUCGUCCGCAUGGCAUAAGAUUAUGGCCUCUGGAUCCGGUGCCGACAAGAAGGCAGAGAAGUCAUCAUGGGCUUCGGCGGUGGAAUCUAUCAACCCGUGGUCCGGCAGCCGGAGCUCGACGCCCACUCCCAAGGAGCCUCUCGCGGCCCCUCCGCCCAAGCCCGCCCCUGCUCCCACCGCGACCCAGGGAGGCGACCACAGCAUCAACCCCAUAUACGGCAUCAGUGCCAGGAAAUACCCUUCCGACUGUCCGCCGCUCAAGGUCCAGUGGUUCCAUGCUGUUGAUGUGCCAAAGCGCAAGCCACAGCUCAUCAAGGGCAAACGAAAACCCGACGAGAAACCACCCCAGCCUCCCAAGAAAUGGGUCCCAUUCUCCAACAAUGACACAAGAUCGAUCGAGAUCGCAUAUCAGGGCGUCCUCGAGAGCACAGAAAUAGAACGGGACCGAAGCAACUCCGCUCCGACUAGGAACUUCUCAGGCCCGCGAAGGGGUUUAACUUCGUCCGACUCCGGCGAGAGCGACAAAGAAGGUGGAACCAAGGUCCCGGUGAAUGAGGAUUUCCUCUUCGAUGUCGACAUAGAGAAGCGCGAGCUCGCCCCAGUCUACUGGCUCGGUCCUGUCUACGAUGUGCGUCGUGGCAGCUGGUUCUACCAAGAGGGCUCGACCCUCCGUCCCUGUGAGGAGAAUCUCGCCGCGCAACUCGAGGAGGGCUUCCUUAAGUGCAAACCCUGGCUCUAUCCUGCCCCAAGAAUCCGAAGCGACAACAAAUCCAAAAAGGGAGGAGACGUGACACCAAAGGGAUCUGUUGAUAACCUCAGGGCCCAGGCCGCUGCACAGGCCGACUCGUCUCUGAAGCCGCAGGGUCCACCACAAACACACAGGUUGUUCGGUGCCUGGAUGAACUCGGUGGCAACAUAUCAGGACUCGACGACAGCAUGGCUCAACUCCGACGGCGUCUUGUCAUGGGUGACCUCGACCAUGUACGAACGAUUUGCUGGAGGGGGCUACAUGAGUGGCGUCAAGCUUGUUCGUGGCUACACAGAGCCGGGAAAGACCAAGCCGAAAACGGACUCGUCCAAAGAUGAGAAGGCGCCCACCACACCGACCGACGACAAGAACACGGAGGAACAGCUUGACAAGGCACGGAAACGGAGGUCCGCGCCCCCGACGACGAGGUCCGACUCUAUUGACGUAGCACGUUCAAGCGGUGAGGAAGAAAGCACACUCAAAACAGCGAUCGAGGCCCGAGGCGAUACUCUCAAGCGACAGAUAUCAACAUUGCUAGAAACCGAAAACCGCGACGUCGAGCUAGAGGAAGAAGCUGUGAGGAAGAGAGAGGAGAAGGAGAUACAGGAUGACUACAACGCACCAGCCGGCGAAACACAGGGGCGUGAAAUUGAGCACCUUGUCUUGAUCACCCACGGCAUUGGCCAGUUGCUCGGCUUGCGGAUGGAAAGUAUUAAUUUCGUCCACGAUGUCAACACGCUGAGGAAGACGCUCAAGUCAGUCUACACCACUUCUGAGGAUCUGAGAGCGCUCAACUCGGAAAUCGGCGGAGGCCCUGGGAAUUCUCGUGUACAGGUAUUGCCCGUAUGCUGGCGUCACCUGUUGGACUUCCCCAGGAAACGCGAGGAGAAGAGGAGCGAGCAGGAUAUCGGCCUUGCGACGACCGAAGAAGACGAAUAUCCUUCCCUCGACGAUAUAACGGUGGAAGGAGUGGCAUUUGCGAGAUCACUCAUCUCUGAUCUGGCAUUGGACGUGCUCCUAUACCAGAGCGCUUACAGGGAGCAGAUCUCCGAGAUUGUCUUCAAAGAGGCGAACAGGAUUUACAAUCUUUUCGUCGAGAGGAACCCUGGCUUCAAGGGCAAGGUUCACAUCAUGGGCCACUCACUCGGGUCUGCCAUCAUGUUCGAUAUACUGUGCCGCCAGCAAGAGAUGAGAAAACAAGCCGAGCAGCCCAAGAACCCGCUGAGGAUCUGGCCAUCCGAAACGCCGAAGCCUGCGAAGAAGGACCCGCGAGACUUGACCUUCGACUUUGAGGUUGAUGACUUCUACUGCCUUGGUUCUCCAAUCGGGCUGUUCCAGAUGCUGAAGGGGCGGACUAUCAGCGCACGCCACCUGACCGAUGGACUACCAGCAAACAGCCCCUUUGAUCCGGACGAGGCUGACGAUCCCUUCCGCACGGCGCCUCUAGCGGCCGAUCACCAACGCAUCUCCCCAGUCACGGGCCUGCCGUAUUCUGUGUCGUCGCCUAAGUUGUCCCAGAUGUUCAACAUCUUCUACCCAUCCGACCCGAUAUCCUAUCGUGUAGAGCCCCUCAUCUCACCCGCCAUGUCUUCCCUGAAGCCUCAGAACUUGCCGUACACCAAGAAGGGUAUCUUUGGAGCUGUGGCCCCACAAGGCAUCUCGGGCAUCGGGGCCAAGGUCGGGCAAAGUGUCAGCGGGCUGUGGGCCAGCGUCAGUGCGGGCUUAGCCAACAACCUGCUCAACCGCAGCCUGGGCUUGACCCAGGAAGAUGUGGCGCAAAUCACCGCCUCACAGCAGCAGCAACAGCAACAGCAUCACACGCCAAGCCCAGCCGCCGGGAGGAACAUCUCCACCUCGUCCGGCGUCAUAUCCCGGCAGGACUCGACGACAAGCCUCAGCCAGAAGGCGGCGGAGCGCAAGCGCCAGCUGGCGGAGGAGCAAGGCGGGCGCAAGAGCAUCAGCGGCAACGACAUGACGCUCCUGGACGACGACCUGGAGACGCUGUACAGCAAGUUCCAGAAGGGGCGGGCGGAGAUGAUCAAGGAGGAGGGCAGCGGCGGCGGCGGCAGCGGGCUCGACAACGAGGCGGAGAGGGAGGAGUGGCUGGCGCAGGAGAACAAGGCGGCGCGGGUGCGCAAGGAGGAGCUCAAGGUGCGGGCGCUCAACAGGAACGGGCGGGUCGACUACAGCGUCCAGGAGGGCGCGCUGGACUUCAACCCGAUCAACACCAUCGCCAGCCACAUGGCGUACUGGGCGGACGAGGACGUGGCGCAUUUCAUCAUGAGCCAGCUGCUCUCGAGGAAGGGGGAGGGGAGGGAUGCUGGGCGGAGGUGAUUGAUGCUUUUUCUUCUUCUUCUUCUUCUUCUUCUUCCCUUUUGGUACUCUUUUUUGCACAGAGACGUCGGCAUUCAUUCACUUUAGACAGCAGGGUGUGCUGCUAGAUGGGAUUGGGCUACAUGUAAAGACUGGCGGGCGGCAACUUUGGCAUUGGUGUUUUCUCUUGGUUGGUUUUACAGGCUAUGGUGGACCUUGGCUAGGUAGUAUGGCGUUGUGUCUGCUUAGUGGCAUUAGAUCCGCCAGGUUUAUGACAAUUCUAGAUGGACUAUGACGAGGAAGCUUUUUGCUUUGUAAGUGAGCACUGACUUGGCAUGGAUGUUGACCUGAAAAUGAACAUGGCCCCAACAUAGCCGUGCUUUCGUGUGGAGCAUGACUGGGGGUUGUGGGUGCAUCCAUUUCCCUCCUGGCCUGGUCUAUACGAACAAUUGCAUGCCCGUAUUAUAUGGAACAAGAGCACGUUGGAAUAUUUGACUUUGUUGCUUAUUUUUAUAUGCUAUUGGAUACACUGGCUGCUGUGGUGAUUGGGAUCACACACGAUGAUCCGUUGGACGCGUACAUGACACCCCCGGCCGAAGUGAUUGAUGCCUCCCACACCCACUUACCACAUCCACCUACCCACCAACCCCGCCAGAGCAAGGAGACCCCGC